UUAAGUAAGUAGGUGGAGAAAUGUGGGUGUUCUUUAGAUAUUCUUUAGAUUUCUAUAUGAAUAUAAUGACUUGUGACAGUGGCUACACUGUCUGUACUCAUUAUCAAACUGUGCCUCUGUCAACUACUUUAUCAGUUAUUAGAGUUGUACUACCAUUGAACCAUUGAUUGUGUGCAUGUUGAAGAUGAAUUCAACCAUUACCAUUACCAAGUAGUGAAGCCUGGUUGGGAAUAAGCAGAAAAGGUUUGUGGCUUUCAGCUGAAUGAUUCCCUUCAUCGAUGACAUCACACCGAAUGACGACCAAUCGCGUCACAAACCUCUUUCUCAAAAGUUGUCCUGGCAGACUAAGAGCAGGUCACAAAGUUCUUCAUCUUCAUCUUCACCUCUUCAGCACAGCCUCUCUGAUGGGAUUUGGCCAAAAAGACAUGUCUCAUCUUCAGAAUCAUGAGAUAAACGUGAUGCUGAGGGUCUCGCACCUUCCUCUUGUCCGCUCGGUGCUGCAGUCGGUGAGCUCUGUCUACUCAGAGGUCAAAGGGCGUUAUCCUCUGCUCGGCCUGGUGGGAGGAGUAGCCGAGUUUGGCGUCCGAAACGUCUCCAUGGAGGCCAUGAAGAGAGCCACACCCGUCAUGCAGACCUUGAGACCUCAGAUUGAAAUUGCCAACAAUUUCGCCCUUGUGGGUCUGGACCAGUUGGAGAAGACAUUUCCCAUCCUGAACCAGUCCACGGAUGAGGUGAUAGGUCACUUGAAAGACGCCUUCUUCCUGACAAUGGAUGACAUGCAGCUGUGGAUGGGGGCCGGGUUGGAUGGUGCUCUGGACCAGCUGGAGCGCCUGUCUCACUCGGCUUGGUUGGCGAUGCGACAACUGCAGGACUCUCAGGUCGGCCGCGCGGCCACAUUGGGCCUGGACGAUUUGCUGAGCCGCAUUGAGAACGUCACCGCCUACUACUUGCCCCUCCCACCCACUCUGCGUCGCGAGUGGGAGAUGAGAGUUCUGGAGUAUGAAGAUGAGGAUGAGGACGACGAGCCCAGCAUCUGGACAAGGGUCCGAAGUCUCCUGCUGGGUCUCAGUCUGCAGCUGUACCACCGCAUGAUGAAGGUGCAGGAGCAGCUGGAGGAAGCUGCCAGAAAUCUGGGAGACGCCGCCGACUCGGUGGGUCUGGGUCAGGUCCUGGAGCUGCUGGGCAACCUGUUGCAUUUCCUGCAAAGACUACUGGUGACGCUGCUGUACCGGGCUGAGAGCCUCAAAGAGCUGUCACUGGGCAGGGUUAAAGAUCAGGCCAUGAUGCUGGCGGAACUGCGUCCGGUGAGACAAAUUCAAGCGUUGCCAGUCCAGGUCCAGCAACUUCUUGUAGACCUGCAACAACUCUCCAAGAUCCUCCUGCAGCUCCUCAUCAACUCCACGCCUCUCUACAACAUGCUCCAGCAGCCUUCUGAGAAGGACGUGGAGGACUUCCUGAACCAGGAGGACUUUCGGUCCGACGGCUCAUCCCGGCGUGGCUCCAGUAAUAGCCUAUUCCUGAAAGCCAUGGACGGACGUCCUCGCCGCCGCACUAGUCUGUACUCACGGGCCGUCCGCAGUCCUGGUCCUGACGGCAAUACCGGCCGCCGUUCCAGUUUGAAGCAGGACUUCGAGCCAGAAGGAUCCCCUGUCCCUUCCGAAAGCUCCACCUACCGCCGGCCCUCCGCCACAGAGGUGCUCCUCACCCCGCUCAAGCAGUUCGUCUCUCAGAGCCAGAAGGCCUUCGAGUACCUGAAUCCUAACUCGGCUGAAGGGUCCAACAGCGCCACCGAUUGAUUGCACACUGCCGCACUCCUCCUCACCUGGCACCGCUUGCAGUCCACCUACUGAUACGUUAGGACCCGCCCCCUUCAAUGGUGCCAUAUUUCUGAUGCGUUUAAUGCUGGUGAGCUUACAGUAUACGCCGUCUCCAACAGAGCCAUUGGAAAACUCCUUUAAUCAUGGAUGAUGCUUUAAUGAAACGCUACCACCUGCUGUGUUCAAGAUGGCGACAUGGUGAGCUAACAUCUAGGGCUGAAUGCCAACUGCUAACUAGCUAGUUUGAAAAUCACGGUCAUGUGACGAGCCUUUGGCAGGUGGUAACGGUUCUCAA
Molecule: messenger RNA, 2112 nt
Organism: Doryrhamphus excisus (bluestripe pipefish)
Lineage: Eukaryota; Metazoa; Chordata; Actinopteri; Syngnathiformes; Syngnathidae
Gene: plin6
Product: perilipin 6
Biological process (GO): positive regulation of triglyceride storage; lipid storage
Cellular component (GO): lipid droplet; cytosol
Source: RefSeq, a predicted model, not a curated record